GAGGCCAACGGUCCUGCCAAUGGCUACGCAGCCAUUGCCCAGGCUGACAGGCUGACCCAGGAGCCUGAGAGCAUCCGCAAGUGGCGAGAGGAGCAGAGGAAACGGCUGCAAGAGCUGGAUGCUGCGUCUAAGGUAACAGAACAGGAAUGGCGGGAGAAGGCCAAGAAAGACCUGGAGGAGUGGAACCAGCGCCAGAGUGAACAAGUAGAGAAGAACAAGAUCAACAACCGGUGAGAGGGCUGUGGGGAC
Piliocolobus tephrosceles (Ugandan red Colobus) is the source of this 249-nucleotide messenger RNA. RefSeq names its product clathrin light chain B. The annotation marks the transcript as partial. Gene Ontology annotation, biological process: intracellular protein transport; clathrin-dependent endocytosis. Gene Ontology annotation, molecular function: structural molecule activity; clathrin heavy chain binding. Gene Ontology annotation, cellular component: plasma membrane; clathrin coat of trans-Golgi network vesicle; postsynaptic endocytic zone cytoplasmic component. The transcript is spliced from 2 exons. The record is from RefSeq and is a predicted model, not a curated record. NCBI's taxonomy places the organism in Eukaryota, Metazoa, Chordata, Mammalia, Primates, Cercopithecidae.